AAUUAAGCAUGCAUGACUUUUGUCAUUUGAAGUGAACUAAUUUUGCUUAUAUAGCUAGAAGCCUCAUUACACUCUUAACAUUGAUAUUCCUCAUCAGUUUAUUUCUGAAUAUUGUUUAAAUAUAGUAUAUUUGAUUUCCAGGCGUGCUUCGAUAGUGUCUGCACAAUCAUGAUAAACCUAACCUCGAAAUGUUGUGAUAACGUGAAUUUUAAUUAUGUUUUGAUGAAAUAAUAAAACGCUUUGUGGCUCGCUGUUUUUUCAUUGUCUGCAUAAGCUCUGUUAAAUUGACAAAAUGUACAAGCACGGACAUCUACUGUUACUAACCUUGUCGAAAAAGGUUCGCAGUGGUGUUAUGUUGAGUACUACCGGAGCCGGAUUUCUCAACAAUAAUUUUGUGAUGCCUGCCCUUUCAGUCUCGAAAAUUUCAUUAUCUGCUUUAACUUGUCGCAUUGCAAAGCGUAAUUAUAGCGCCGAGUUGGAAGAUUCAGACUCAGAUUGUGAAUCCUAUUCGGGAAAUUAUUUAAACAAGCCUAAUCCUAGUGUUGAGGUCCAGAAAAAAAUACAACAAGAAGCUCAAGAAAGGUUGGAUGAUUUGUUAAAAAAUGAUCCAGAUUUAAAUAAGUUUUACAAAAUUCUAGAGCUGGAAAUUGAAGUAUUACGCCAAAGUGGUACAAAAGUUCCAAGUACGAUAAAGGCCACAGAAUGGUUGCACCUCAUCAAAACAAAGACUCAAAGUUCAAGGAGGAGAUUUCUGGAAUUUAUUUGGAUAAAUGAAAUGAAAAGAAAGAGCGGGAAGAUGAAAAGACAAGCAGCUGUGUUGUUAAAGAAAUCCUUGGAAGAAAAAGAUGCAGAGGAGAAUGAAUUGGAUUACGGUUUGAGAAAUAAUACGAUGUUCAUUCGUAUUUAUAAGAGCGUAAUGAGUCAAGUCUUGAACCAAAAAUUAAUUACCGCUAUGAUGUUUGGAGAGAAAUUAGUAAUUGACUGCGGUUUUGAGUCACACAUGACUUAUAGAGAAAUAUCUAGUUGCGCGAAACAGCUGAUGUUUUCGUUUGUAGCAAAUCGGGCAGCUAAGUUCCCCUUUGACAUGCAUUUAUGCAACUUGGAUCCAAAAGGUGAACUGAAACGAAGACUUUUAAGCUUUUUUCCAACUAUGGACGAUCCUGCUUAUCCACUAAAUACUACUUCAAAAUCUUAUCUCGAAAUUUUUCCUAAGGAGAAUUUGGUGUACUUAACUCCUCAUACAAGUCAUGUUAUGCAGAAGUAUAAUCCAGAUGAUAUAUACAUCAUUGGGGGGAUCGUUGACAAGCGGGAUUCGAAACCAUUAUCAAUGGCCAAAGCGAAAGAAGAAGGACUUCGAGUAGCUAAGUUUCCUCUGGAUAACUAUUUAGACUGGAAAGCUGGUUCUGGAAAAAAUCUGAAUUUAAAUCACUGUGUGGAGAUUCUGGUAGAUUUUAAAUCCACUAACGAUUGGGAGCACGCUUUGAGGGUAGUACCAUCUCGAAAAAUUAUCAGACCAUACACCGAGCAUGACCACACACCGAGAAUUGAAAGAACUUUUCAGAAUUUUGAGCCCAAGUUCCAAAGUGGUCAAGCUUCGCAUAUACCAGACUUAACUUACUAUAGCAAAGUGAGUCAAAAGAAGCGAAACAGCUAGAGAGCAAAGAGAAUAUUUUAUACAGAUAUAAAUAGAAUUUUUUAUUGAACAUGUCUUUUCAGUCGUGUAUACAAAAGAUUUGUGUCGUAAUACCGAGAACUGUGUAAAUAUAGUAUACAAUAUGAACAGUUCUUUUUUUUUAAAGAAAGUUUUUUUAUUAUCUGAUAGAAAUAAAUAUCAUUUUCU
This is a messenger RNA of Belonocnema kinseyi, 1840 nucleotides long. It is a transcript of the gene rswl, whose product is annotated as mitochondrial ribonuclease P protein 1 homolog. NCBI's taxonomy places the organism in Eukaryota, Metazoa, Arthropoda, Insecta, Hymenoptera, Cynipidae. Gene Ontology annotation, biological process: positive regulation of mitochondrial translation; mitochondrial tRNA 5'-end processing. The coding region runs from base 293 to 1654 and encodes 453 amino acids. Gene Ontology annotation, molecular function: tRNA binding. The record is from RefSeq and is a predicted model, not a curated record. The transcript is spliced from 3 exons. Gene Ontology annotation, cellular component: nucleoplasm; nucleus; mitochondrion.